Messenger RNA from Colletotrichum gloeosporioides, 2643 nucleotides. Its product is annotated as mRNA-capping enzyme subunit beta. Lineage: Eukaryota; Fungi; Ascomycota; Sordariomycetes; Glomerellales; Glomerellaceae. Gene Ontology annotation, cellular component: mRNA capping enzyme complex. The record is from RefSeq and is a predicted model, not a curated record. Bases 1 to 2643 code for a protein of 880 amino acids. The transcript is spliced from 3 exons. Gene Ontology annotation, molecular function: polynucleotide 5'-phosphatase activity. Gene Ontology annotation, biological process: polynucleotide 5' dephosphorylation; 7-methylguanosine mRNA capping.
AUGGAUCUCAGGGCCUUGAUGAACACGGCUGAUGACGCCGACCGCUCGAGAGCGGCCCCUGCUGCUGCUGCCCCUCCUGCUCCUCCCCAGCAGCUUGCGCCGAAGCAGCAGCAGUAUCCUCCUCAGCAGCAUCCCCAGCAGCAGCAUCCGCAACAUCCUCAACACCCUCAACAGCACCCGCAGCAACACCCUCAGCAACACCCUCAGCAGCACCCGCAGCAGCAUCCUCAGCACCCACAGCAUCACCCCCAGCAGCAGACUCCGACGACACCUUCUCAGGCAGCCACCGCGUAUGCGUUUAGGGAGUCUGCAUACAGCCAUGCUUUGCACUCUUCUCCAGGCAAGCCUCCGGCGCCUCAGGAGUAUGCUGUCCACCCGCAGGCCUCGAACCCGCCUUAUCCUCCUCAGUCGCCUUAUCAAACUCCGGGCCCCUAUCCCGGCCGCCCGGCGCCGCCACCGCUGCAGGCAGGUACUCCCGGUCCGUAUACCGAUGUGCGAUCUCCUCAGAGCGCCUCCAUGCCCGCCCCGUCCCCGUAUCGUCACACUCCGACGUCUUCGGUGAGCGGGCCUGCUGGUGGCUAUCCCUUUCCUCCGACCGGACCGCCUCAAGAGGUUGCCAGCCCUGUACAACGUCACCAAUACCCGCCAUCCAACGCGUAUCCCCCGAGAGACAGCUAUUCCCAUCCUGCUGGUGCAACACCGUCUUCUUAUCCACCCCAUCCUCAGCAGCUUCAGCUUCAGCAGCAGCAGCAGCAGCAACAACAGCUUGCACAGCAACAGCCGCAUCCGCAACAGCAGCAGCCGCAGCCGCAGCCGCAGCAGCACAUGCCGCAGACGCCGCCCAUCGGCACCCCCGGUGGCGCCAACCCGUAUAUUCACCAACGCUCACAAUCGACACAUUCCACCCCAACUCCUACCUCUGCACACAGCCAGCAGCACCCGCAACUUCACGGUCAAGCGUAUCCUCACGGCAGCCCUGUUGCGACGGCGCACCCGCCGCCCGAGUACAACCGCCAGCACUCGCAACCUCCUACCCCACUGGGCCCGCCCCAGACCGGGCCUCGACAAUCUUCCUCUGCACCGAGCUUUGCGCAACCACAAAGUCCCUAUCAACAAAGACUGUCCGCCUCGCACCUAUCCCAAGCCACACCACCACCUCCACCACCUCGCAUGCCCAAUUCCCAAGGCGCCCAAGAACGAAGGUCAUUGUCGCAUAGCGUGCACAGCGAACGCGACAGAAGCGUUAGCGUUAGCCCCAAGACCAGGGUUCCGAGUUUGCCGAGCAGCGUUGGUGGCCACACCGAACCCGAAGCGCGACCACAACCGAGUGUCGUCAAUAUGGUGGAACCCGAACGCGAACGCGCCGCGACGCCUGCGAAAAGAAAGCUCGCCGACCGAGAUCUGAGCCCUCGAGAACUCGAGAGGAAAGAGCCCCGGCCACCACCUGCUGAGGUCAAUGGAGGGCCAACAAUUGCUCGCUCGCCCGUGGUUCAGCGGAAAAAGACAAUACACACAGCAACUCCCGUUUGGGCGCAAACCUGGAAUUCCCGAGAAAACAAGAGACUGAAGCAGGCAAAUUUUGAGCUGCUAAAACGAGGGCCACCUCACAUCAACGGAAAGCACGAGAAUAAACCGGCCAGCAACUCCAGUCGCCAUACUUCGCCAGAGGCUGCACGGUCUGUUCCGCCACCGGCGGUGCAGGAGCCCAAGCCUCAACACCAUCUAGGCGCAUGGGAGGAGAGCAUUCUGGGAACCCGCCCAUACGAGGAAUUGUCCAAGCAGGUUGCAGACUUUUUGUUUAAGAACAUUUCGCUUCACCCUGACUCGGGCGACAUCAUUGGUCGCGGCGUACAGUUCGAGAUUGAGGCCAAGAUGGGUCUGCUCAUCGACAGAGACACGAACGAGCGCGUUGAAAAAUUCAUUGGCUCUGAAUGCAUUCUCCACGACACUGGCCGUCUGGCCUUCAAAAGCAGCAUGACUGCGGCCCAACACAAAGGACUGAACGAUUUCCUCAAUACUCUUGUCGUCCAGACGGACCCGCGAAACCCCGAUCCCAGCGCUCGCGGCCGGGUACAAAUCCAGUACAAACAUCGACGGGAGACGGACAAGUUUAUCGAGCUACCUAACUCGAUGCACUCCCGUCUGCCUACGUGCAUUCGCGCCCUACUUCCGCCUAGAAGACCGAUCAAGGCUCGCAUUACGUACGAUAUGAAGACGAAGGAAGUGCUGGCCAAGAUUGUCAAGGCUCGUGUGGCUGACCUUCACCUACACCUGCCCACGUGUCCUCUGGACUGCCGCAUCAGCAUCAACCUGGAAAUGCCUUGGGAUGGCCCGGCUGAGGAGUUGGAACGCCUAGCCGUCAGCCACGAGCAGAAGUUCCCUGAUCGUAAUAAGGAUCGCCUCAGCUACAAGCAAAAUCACUAUCAGGUCGACCUGACGCAAGUGACGCAGAUGACGCCCGGUCCUGGGAACACCCAAAAGACCGAUAGGGAACACGAACUCGAAAUCGAACUAUCCCCGGAUAUUGUCAUUGAUCAACAGCGCCGUGUUAUGAAGAACGAGCCUCAUUCAUACCCGCAAUUGGUGGAGGGUUUCAUCGACAACGUGCGCGUUCUUGCUCGUCGGAGUCGUGAAUUUGUGUAA